Molecule: messenger RNA, 1205 nt
Organism: Prunus mume (Japanese apricot)
Lineage: Eukaryota; Viridiplantae; Streptophyta; Magnoliopsida; Rosales; Rosaceae
Product: protein JINGUBANG
Molecular function (GO): protein binding
Source: RefSeq, a predicted model, not a curated record
CACCGGCCCUUCCCACGGAGAAGUCAGGUCAUGGAGGUGCAACUCUUUACACGAAUUCGACAGCGAAAACCCAACUCUUGAUCACAACAUGGUGGCUGCUGGAAAGGGUGCCGUGAAGUCCUUAGCAAUUUCAGGUGACAAGCUCUUCAGUGCUCAUCAAGACCACAAAAUCCGAGUGUGGAAAAUCAACACCCACCACGAGCACGAUCGCCAAAAGUGCUCGCGGCUAGCCACACUUCCAACGCUUGGCGACCGCGCUGCGAAGCUCCUGAUGCCCAAUAACCAUGUCCAAAUAAGAAGGCACAAGAAGUGCACAUGGGUUCAUCAUGUGGACACUGUGUCUGCCCUGGCCUUGUCAAGUGAUGAGCAGCUUCUGUACUCCGUUUCGUGGGAUCGAACGCUCAAGGUGUGGAGCACAACAGACUUCAGAUGCCUGGAGUCAGUAAGGAACGCGCACGAUGAUGCGAUAAACGCAGUCACAUCAUCAAACGAUGGACAUGUCUACACUGGAUCAGCAGACAAAAGAAUCAAGGUGUGGAGAAAAGACUUGGGAGAAAAGAAACAUUAUUUAGUUGCCACAUUAGAGAAGCACAAUUCUGGGGUGAAUGCGCUUGCUCUGAGCAGAGAUGGCUGUGUGUUGUUUUCGGGGGCAUGCGACAGGUCCAUUGUGGUGUGGGAGAAGAAGGAAGGUGAGGCUCACAUGGAGGUUGUGGGUGCGCUUAGAGGGCACACAAAGUCAAUUUUGUGCUUGGCUGUGGUUUCUGACUUGGUCUGCAGUGGCUCUGCAGACAAAAGCAUAAGAAUUUGGAGAGGGGUUGAUAGAAGCUACACGUGCUUAGCAGUUUUGGAAGGGCAUAAUGGUCCUGUCAAGUGUUUAACUGCUGCAGUUGAUGAUGACCAUUGCAGCUCAUCUAACAUGUCUUGUAUUAUUUACAGUGGUAGUUUGGACUGUGACAUCAAAGUCUGGCAGGUCUUUGUUCCUAGUAAUUAGGGUUUUAAUUUCUUUCUUAAUUACUUGUUAAUCUUCCUCUAAUUGAGUCUGUGGGCAAUUUAGUGUUUUGGCGUAGGCAAUGAGAGGAGAGAUUGUGUUUGUGCCAUCUCUUCUUAAUUUCUCUCAGCUCAUAAUUAAUAUAAUAAAAGAGAUGAAAUAAUUUAUGAGCUUUCUAUUUGUGUGCGCUAAAUUAUUGUAUGGCAUUUCUCUAUCA